This is a messenger RNA of Striga asiatica, 4439 nucleotides long. The record is from the annotation of a GenBank genome assembly. NCBI's taxonomy places the organism in Eukaryota, Viridiplantae, Streptophyta, Magnoliopsida, Lamiales, Orobanchaceae.
AUCAUGUGCUCGAACUCAUAAUCGAUCCGCACUACCCAAGUGAAAAAAUGUACCUACAAAUGUAUAAAUUGAUAGAUUCUCACAAUCUUCUUUUAUUUUUAACCUCACUCCUGCCCAAAACCCUAUCUUUCUCUCUCUAAAACUCGCGCCCACUCACAUAUGGAAGACGACGACGAGUUCGGAGAUCUUUAUACAGACGUCCUUCGGCCUCUGACGGCCUCGCAUCCGCCUCACCCCGUCUCAACCCUCCAGAGCCGCCCGAUCGAUCAGGAUACCGACAGCGAUGAUGAGGAAAUUCUCCAUGGGGCUGCCGAUUUGAAGAUUUCUGUUUCCGGUUCACGUCUUGAUCCUGUUUUGAAAUCGAAUACAUCUGUUCAAGAAAUAAGCCUAACCAAACCGGAGGCCCGGCCUGAACUUGGAGGUUUCAAUUGGAAGUUUGAUUCCACUUCGAAGGCUGCCGAGGUUGCAGGCUGUGAUGGAUUGGGGUUGGAAGCGGGAAAGGAGCCUUCUGGGGGAUUUAAUUUCACGGAGGAUGAAGAUGAUCUGAACAUCGUGGUGGAGGAGAGAGAGAACAAAGAUGACGACUUGGUUGAGAAAGACGUCAACCUCGUGCACAAACAAGAGAAGAAGAUGCACAGCUCCACGGAACAAAGAGAAAACGCAGGAAGCUUUGGGGAAAGUGCCCCCGACCAGAUGAUUCCAGGGUUAUCGGCAAAUUUCGAUAGUCACGUGGGCCCCAACUUCGAAGAUGAUUGGGAAAGUGAUGAGAGUGAUGAUGAUCUGCAGAUAGUGUUGAAUGACAGUCACCACGGGCCAAUGGGGAUGGAGAGGAUGCCAGGAAUGAAUGAUGAAGAUGAUGAUGAGGAUGGCGACCAGUUGAUAAUAGUUGCUGAUAAUGGUGACGUGGUUCAUCACAGCCAGCCGAUGCUUGAGGAGAGAGAAUUGGGGGUCGAGGAAGGCGGGCCCACAGCUGAUGGGGACAGAAAGGAGUCAGGUGAUGCAGCUAAAGCAGGUGGCUCUCAGCAGAAGGUUGGGUACAGCAAUCAGUUAUACCAUCACCACCCUUUCCAUUCACAGUUCAAGGCUAAUGGCAUAUCACCUGAUCUCAAGAGCAAGUAUGUGAGACCUGGUGCAGAACCAUUGCCAGGAGGAACUCAAAGUCAAGUUUGCCCACCUGUUGCUGUGGGCCCUGGAGCUGGACGUGGUAGAGGUGAAUGGAGACCAAGAGGCCCUGUCCCCAUGCAAAAGGGGCUUCAUCCUGGUUAUGGGAUUCCUGGUUGGGGACAUAGUACAGCAGGACGUGGUUAUGGAAGUGGAUUGGAUUUCACACUUCCAUCACACAAGACGAUUUUUGAAGUUGAUAUUGAUGGGUUCGAAGAAAAACCAUGGAGGCUUCCAGGAAUUGACAUGUCAGACUUUUUCAACUUUGGCUUGAAUGAAGAGGGUUGGAAAGAUUACUGCAAACAACUGGAACAACUCCGUCUUGAGACAACUAUGCAAAGCAAGAUCCGUGUCUAUGAAAGUGGAAGAAUGGAACAGGACUAUGAUCCUGAUCUUCCCCCAGAACUUGCAGCAGCAGUUGGUAACCCAGAAAUUCCAUCUGAGAACAGGAAUGCUGGGACAGGAGAAGCCGGUCCAUCUGACUUAGCAAGAUCAAGUGCCCAUGCUCAGCCACCAAUUAAAAACUCGCUGUCCCUUUCCCAACGACACAAAGGAAAGGCGGGGCAUUCCAAGCCGGCCCGGCCGCGAGGAAUCAAGAGAUCUUUUCCCAAGGACAGCCAAUUCAGUGGGAAAAGAAAUUUGAGACGUGAACUGUGGCGGGAGUCCACGUCCUGGCUCCUUCCUGUUGGCCGGCCAAUACCUGUAGAAACUGGCUCUGGCGAUCGUCUCCCAUCAAUAGACACAAGGCGUCCUAGAAUGCAUGAUUCGGAUGCCAUUAUUGAGGUCGUCUGUCAGAGUUCCAACGAUGAUGGUGACGUGGCAGAACAACAAGACAAUGAUGUGGUUGGAGGAGUUGAUGAUAUUGAUGUGGUUCAAGAGGAUGGUGCAGGGCAUAUUGAUCGUUCUUCACCGGCGUAUAAAGGUCAGAAGAGAGAAAAUGUUGCAAGAAGGGAGCAACUUGUAAGUCGUGAUGAGAUUGGAAAAGAGGGUGAUCCUCAUGAGGAGAGGUACACAAGUGGAAAAAGGCAGGUGGGACCAUCGUCUGAUACUAACCCCAGUGAUGAUGACGAUGAUGGAGCAAAACAGGUUACCGGUAAUCAGAAUGAGUCAUUUGAUAGUGAGAAUGUCAAGCAAAACCCGUCUUUCUCAUCCGAUGAUGAGGAGCCGGCCGUAGACAUCGAGGAUACAAAUGGAGAUUUCGCGAUGGACGACGAGAGAAGCCUCGACAUAGAGAGAGAAAAUGAUGAGAGAGAAAACUCCAAGUGCGAAGGUCGGGUUAGAUCCAGACACGGUGAGGACAAUCGAAAGAUCCACGAGAGCAAAGUCCUUGAGGAGGACCACCACUCCCGACCCCGCCAGGGCAGCAGUUUCAAGAGGCGAGCUGAAGAGGAUGAGGAAAGAGAGGAUUCCCGUCGGCACUCGAGGGGUGACAGCUGGCGGAAAAGGGGGACAGUUCACGACCGAGAUGUGGAGCUGGGGCAAAGGCCGAGGCCGAGAGAGAGGGAUAAUCUUGUAAAAAGUCAAACUGAGAAGGUGGAUGAAGCUCACGGCAAGAGAAGGAAAGAUGGGCGUGGUAUUGAGAGGGAAGAGAAAGCCUACAAUCAUAAUAGAGAAAGCAGCCGUAGAAAGAGAGAAAGAGAAAGAGAUGAUGCUCAGGCCAAGUCGAAGAAUGGCGAUACUCAUUACACCGCUAGGCAAAAAGAAGCAACACGGCAGAUCACAAAUGGUGCACCACGAGGCCUCGAAGAAAAGAAGUGGAUCAGCCACUCACGAGGGAAAGAUGAGUACAAGAGAUCAGGAAGAGAUUACCACUCGAGAAAUGUGGGCCAUCAGAUCAAGAAAAGGGACCGAGCUGAAGAUGAUAGUUUUUCACGGAGUAGGGGCCGUGAGGAGGCUAAUGCGCGAGGAAAUCGUCAGGGUAGCAAAGAUGAAAAGAGGGCAGCAUAUGAAAGACCGGACAUGAGCGAUGAAUAUAAUAGGCAGAAAGUGGGAAGCAGAAAGAGUAAAGAAUUAGAAAGUGGAGACCGUGGUUCGUUGAUCCCUUCUGAGGGGAACCACGAUGAUAAGCAAAGUGGGCAGAUGAGUGAGAUGGUGGAGUCGAGAGCCAAAACCAAACAGUCAAAUCCUGAGACCUCAAAAAAACACGGAGAAGAAGAAGCCUCCUCAGAUGAAGAGCAGCAGUCGAGUUCCAGAAGGGGACGUUCCAAAUUCGAACGGUGGACGAGCCAUCAGGAGAGAGAUCCCUCGAUUUCAUCAUCUUCUUUCAGAAAGACCAAUAAAGAUUCAGACACACAGAACAGUGGCUCGAUUUCUUUGAUUCCCCUUAAAGCGGAAAGUAAUAAUAAACCUGAGUCCUCAGUCGACAAUAAAGACUCGAGUGCGAAACCGAUUGUGGAUGAUAAUAAUAAUAACAAUAAACACAUGGACACUGUGGAGAAAUUGAAGAAAAGGAGUGAGCGUUUUAAACUUCCUAUGCCAAGUGGAAAAGAAGCAGUGGCUGUUAAGAAGAUGGAGAGCGAACCUUUGCCCUCUUCACAAACUGAAGUCUGCCCAGAUUUGGAGAUCAAGCCCGAACGCCCGGCCCGUAAGAGGAGAUGGACUGGAAAUUAAGAUAUAUGAGGAUUUGAGUUUUUGAGACUAUAAACUGCAGCUUUUAUCUUUGUACUAUUUUUACUGUUCCACAUGUUGUGGCCAUUAACUCUUUUCUUGUUUUGACAAACUUGACAAGUGUGAAGUGUGGACAUAUAAAUAUAUAUAGAUGCUCCAUUGUAAAGUAGAGUUGUAGUUGGCCGGUGAUGAGGCACAACAUUCGCAUGUUCUUAUUUAUUUCCGUUAAGAGGAAAUGGAUAUUUGCAUUGACAGAUUGGUGAUAAGUGAAGGUGCUGUGUGUUUUGAAGCUGUGCUGCUGCUUUGUUUGAAAAGCUCGGGAAGCCUUAGUGCUGUGACGUCAUGCAUGAAGCUUGAGGAGAGAAGUGUGAUGACGGAACUUUCAUCAGACUUGUUGCUAAUGUAGUGUUAUAUUUAUUAGACUUCAAUCAAUGUAGAGGGGUGAAGCGAAAUGAAGGGCUUGCUUUUGUAUUUGGCCUCAUGCCACACACAUAAAACCAGAUUUUGUAAUUUUGAACUGAAGGAGAUAAAGCUAAAUGUAGACGAAGAAUUUCUGAAUUUGGGUUCAAGGUCCGGUUCAAUUAGACCGGCCGGUUCCACCGGGGAUCAGCAAUUCGUCUAGUAUAAUUACAAAAAGAUAAUACCAAGUAAAAUUGGGAUGUACAAAUAUA